AUGACCAUGGAUGCCGCGCGGUCCCUGGCGGUGCAGAUCUUCCCCGGCUCUGCGUCGUCCUGCUUCAAGAUGAUGAUGCACUUGGUGCACCCGGACAAGUGCACGGACCCCCGCGCUGGAGAGGCCUUCGGUGAGAUGCAGAGCAUGAAGAGCUUGGCGGUCGGCAGUGAUCCAGACGCUACUCGCCAGCGGCCCAUGACUGAGCUGGAGGGGCUUCUGCACCGCGCGCUGUGCAAGAUCCGAAAUCCGGUGGAGACCGCCGCAGAGGUCAUCAAUUUCUGUGACGGCCUUCUCCGUCGGCGCAAGCGCCUUGAGAGAUCUGUGUGCCAGGAAGCCUUGGCGAGGCUCCAGUGGCUCAACCUCAAUGAUGCCAACCUCGAGGAAGCUGAGUCGGUGCGGGAGCUCCAACGCAUCUUUGAAAGGAGGCUCUCAAAGGAGGAGACGGAGGCCCAGGAGCAGACGGAGGCCCAUGAGCCGGCAGAGACGGAGGCCCACGAGCCGGCCGAAAAGCCGGCUGAGGAGCCGGUCGAGGAGGCGGCCGAGGCCCAGAUGGAGACGGAGGAGCAGACGGAGACGGAGGCCCAUGGGCCGGCCGAGGAGCCGGCUGCCCAGGAGGAGACGGAGGCCCAUGGGCCGGUCGAGGAGCCGGCCGAGGAGCCGGCGGAGCAGAUGGAGACGGAGACGGAGGAGCCGGCGGAGCAGAUGGAGACGGAGGUCAAGGAGGAGGAGGUGGAGGAGGUAGAGGAGGAGGUAGAGCUUCCGACACCCGCCCAACUGGGGCACUACACGCAGUUCAAGGAGCAGUUUACCGAGCCUCCCGAAAAUAACCUAAAACACCAUCGCCUUGUUUGGGAGCGGACGGACGUGUUCACCAUCAGCAACGCUCUGCAGCUCGACGCCGUGCGGCGAUGCCCCGACCACAGUCUCUUUGAUGUGCUGAUGAGCCUGUUCAAGCGCUCUGUGAAUGUGGACCAGGACGGCAUUGGGUGGAUUCCCGUGCUCCUGCGCCCAGGCCGCACCGCGCCUGGGCUGAAGGGGCGGAUCUUCUCCGGCAUCGGUCGGGUGCCCGCACAGGAGGCGCCUGCCAAAAAGCGCAAAGGCAAUGAGGGCGCCGUGGAUUCCGCUCGGGCAGAGUUCAUGAAGCAGCUGCCGCCGGAGAUUCGCAAGGAGAUCGAGAUGGGGGUCCCAGACACGCUUGUGGGGCGCUCUGCGUUUGCCUUCAAGAAGUUGGUCCGCUACAUUGCGCGGCAUCGCCUUGGAUCCGUCGAGCUGGACAUCAAGAACUCGUUCUUCCAGCUCUUGAACCGACAGAAGCCGCUGCCGCCCAUCAUGGCGGAGUACCUGGACCACCGUGAGGAGAAGCUCGCGCAGAUCGGCCGCGUGCUCUUCCACAAGCAGCCCGAGGCCCGCCGGCGCAGCGUGGCGAAGGAGCUGAUGAUUGCCCUGGGCUUUGGGGGUGGUUUCGCAAACUGGACGAGCAAGGUGCUGCAGGACAUACCCUUGGCUUCGGAUGGGGGGGAGCGCGGCGAGGUGGCUGCUUGGCUCUACGGCUUCGAGACGGCGGCGCGCCUCUACCACGUGGCCGUUUUUGAGCUGCUGCCACAGAAGGCCAAGGUCUGGCACAUGGAGCAGGGCCGCUCCACUGCCUCGGGGGCCUUUGCCCUGUACGCCCACCACGAGAGGUUGCAGAUGGAGAAGAUGGCGGCGGCAGCGGGCAGGGCCUUCAACGACCACCAGCACGACGGCAUCGGGGCCCUCCGCUCCGCGAGCGAGGACGUGAAGCGAGCCGUGGAUGUCGAGGUGGUCAUGCACGAGCUGGAGGACCCGUGGGCAUACGCGGCGGCGAAGUACCCCAACUUGGAUUGGAGACUCAAGUCGAAGAUGGAGUUCUCCGGGUACCACCAAAUGCUCCAGCGCUGCAGGCAGCACGUCAUACUUGGACGGGCGAGGGCAAACACCGUGGACUUUGCGAAGCUGGCGGCGGCGAAGCUGGUUCCGGUCGUACACGUUCCGGUGGAGGGGGGUGAGAAGAGGACCACCUACGAAAGCUUCGAGAAGGGAGGCUUCUGGCUGGUGCGAAACCGGGACGACUUGGGCCAGACCGUGGAAGACCUGAUGAACACGAUGUGUUGCCCGGUCUUCGAGACAGUCGAUGAGAACUACGUGCCGCCGCCGCCCCUCAACGAUAAUGCCUUCUUCACCGGUCUGUCCUCGUCCGUUCUGGGGCGUCUGGCAGGCCCGCAGAUGGCGGACAUCGACGGCGACGAGACACGGCACAAAAUCCUCUUUUGCGACGGCAUGCUCUACGAUUUCAAGGAGCGUGUCCUCCGAUCACCGAUCCCCGCCGACCGCAUGGGCUUCCACGCGGCGGCGACCUCAGAGAUGUGGCAGCCGAGCAAGGCGACCAAGCUCUUCGAGCACAUCCUGGCUUUCUUGAAGGAGCAUGUGGAGACGGGGGUGUGUCUGCUCGAGGCCAGCGAGUAUGGCAAACAGGUCAUCGAGUGCUUCGAGGAAUUGGAGCAGGACGGGUGCGAGAUCCUCCGCCACAUGAAGGUGUACGGGGACUGGGACUCCGUCCUGUACGAGCUGCGUCUCAUGACCAGGGCCAUCUCCGCGUCGCCGCGGUUCUGCGAGAUGUACUACAUCUGGGGAAGCCAGGAUUCCGGGAAGGACACCAAGGUGAAGAUGUUGCACGCCUUCUUCGGUCACAAAGAGAACAACUACGGGGUGCAGCUUCCGGGAAACUAUGUGGUGCAGCAGACUCGCUACCUGUCCGCGAAGGACGGACCCGCGCCUUACCAUGCAAGGACUCUAGGCAAGCGGCUGGCCUGGGCCAGUGAAGUCCCCGAGCACUACUCGUUGGCGGAUGACUUCACCAAGCCCUUUUGUGACAUGGAAGGUGCGCCAGUCUGCAGCAGGAAGCUCAACAAGGGUCCCCGGACUUCAUGCCUACGGCUUUGCUGGUGGCAACAAGCAAUUCCCCUCCCCGUGUGA
Effrenium voratum is the source of this 2994-nucleotide messenger RNA. NCBI's taxonomy places the organism in Eukaryota, Dinophyceae, Suessiales, Symbiodiniaceae. The record is from the annotation of a GenBank genome assembly.